Messenger RNA from Chroicocephalus ridibundus (black-headed gull), 1410 nucleotides. It is a transcript of the gene C5H4orf46, whose product is annotated as chromosome 5 C4orf46 homolog. The coding region runs from base 229 to 540 and encodes 103 amino acids. The transcript has 2 exons. The record is from RefSeq and is a predicted model, not a curated record. NCBI's taxonomy places the organism in Eukaryota, Metazoa, Chordata, Aves, Charadriiformes, Laridae.
AGCUCCCGGCGGCGCGAACCGAUUCGCCCGCAUAAUAUUUGAAGGGGCAAGGCCCGAAAGAAGCGGGGCGGCAAGCUGAGCUCCUGGCGGGGCGGGGCGGGACGACGGCGGAAGAAAACUACCGCUCCCGGCGUGCAGCGCGGCGGCCCCGGCCCGCUCCUGACCGGUGGACGCCGGGGGCGGGCCUCGGGGCGGGGCGGCGGGCGGUGCCGGCGAGCGGAGCGGGAGAUGGCUGAGGCGGGGCCGCCACCGGUCGCCGCUGCCGCGCCCGGGGGAUCGCCCGGCAUUGAGCCCCGAAGGACCCGCGAGGGGUCGCGGCCACCGGAGCUGCCGGUCGGCGACACGCGGGAGCUGCUGGAGGAGGUGGAGAUGCAGAUCGGCGACGCGGCCUCCUCGCUGGCGAAGAUCCUGGAGGCGACGUCGGCCGUGUCGGCCCAGGUGGAGGAGCUGGCCACCAAGUGCUCGGAGAACGCCCGGUUCCUCAGAACAUGGCGGGACCUGCUGAGGGAGGGGUACGAGUCCCUGAAGCCCAGCGGCUGAGCCGGGUCGCGCCGAACUGCCCGCUGCUGACCGGCUGGGAUGCGGGGGUUCGGGUUUGAUGUGUUUGUGUGGUUUUCUUUUUUUCUUUUUUUUUUUUAAAACGACCUUUUUUUAGGGUGUUCACGUGGGUUUUUGUUUUCCCUCGGCAGCUCCCCGUGAGCCCGGAGUUCUUUCAGAAAUACUUGAUGACUCGUAUGGAUGUUGUAUGUAAGUCCCUGAGUAAAAUAACUUUGUUUAGGGAAUGAAUUGUGACUUUUAGACUCUUCCACUGCAGCUCAAGCGGUCUCAGAUAAGAAAUACCCUCCCUUUUUUUUUUUUUUUUUUUUUGGCUGAUGUGGUGGAUGCAAAGUUAGUACGUGUGGUAUGCCCAGAACUCACUACUGGUGGUGAAGUGGUGUCCUGCCAGGAGGUAUUGUCAGCCCUCCUUUUUAAGAGCUGUCACCAGCGAAAACCCUGCCAGCUCCAGAGAAACUUGCUGAGCUAACUCCAAUUUUUCUCUAUGCAUGCUUUUUCUUCGUGUGCGUAGAGAAGAAAUGCACACGAUAUUGCAUUUCUAUGGGAUAAUACAGCAAGCUGUGGCUUAUUUACAAGCUUUAGACAAGCCCCAUAUCCAAACCUUACUAUUUUUAGCAACAUUGCAAUAUAUUUCUAUAAAGCUGCAAUUUUUUUUGCAAGAUAUUUGAUUACUGCAAACAAUUUUAUACUAUCUUUUGUUGCAAUAAAGUGCCUUAUGAUGGACUGUGUAUCUCUGCAUGGUAGAAGUUUAACAGCAUUGUUUACUGAUAGGGUGGAUUAUUUUGAACUAUAUGUAAAGGCUUCCAUCAGUUAGAAAAGAAUCUGUGAAAUGUAUUCUCCCGUCCCUUGGGAGGC